This is a messenger RNA of Penicillium malachiteum, 1326 nucleotides long. RefSeq names its product tRNA (adenine-N(1)-)-methyltransferase. Gene Ontology annotation, biological process: tRNA methylation. NCBI's taxonomy places the organism in Eukaryota, Fungi, Ascomycota, Eurotiomycetes, Eurotiales, Aspergillaceae. Gene Ontology annotation, cellular component: tRNA (m1A) methyltransferase complex. The record is from RefSeq and is a predicted model, not a curated record. The transcript has 4 exons. Bases 1 to 1326 code for a protein of 441 amino acids.
AUGGCUCGUCUGUUGCGUUCAUUACAGAGAUUCCUGGGAUCUCCCAGUCCAGAGGUUUCUAUAACCCCAUUAAGGCCAGGGCCUCGUGUUACUCGACCCCGGUCUAUCAAUACCGACUUCUCAAUCUUCCAAGAGGGCGAUCGAGUCGUGUUGCACACCAAGCAGCCCACAUUGACGAAGCCAUUGAAGCAGGGUGGAAAGACCAAUCUUCGACGGGGGAAUCUAGAACAUGAUCGCGUUAUUGGAAGUCGGGCAUGGGAUGCAGUACAGACCCAUAAGGGCCCUGAGCUUCGACUAAGUCUUCCAACUCUCGAGGAAUAUGUUACAUUGACCCCUCGCCAUGUAACACCGAUCUAUUCCCACGAUGCCAAUCUGAUCGUCUCCCUCCUUGAUAUUCACGUGAACCCACCUGCUGACGGCGAAAAACAAGCUCCCAUUGAGAUGCUUGAAUCUGGUACUGGCCAUGGAUCAUUAACAUUGCACUUGGCACGCGCCCUCCACGCCGCCAACACAAACCCACCACCCCGACCAUCAGCAUCGCAGAUUGAGUACGUAACAGGGCGAAAUCGAGGACCAGAGGAGACCGAAGCGUCAGAAACAAAUCAGGAAGCUUCGACGGAGAACAACGAGAUACAAGCCCAAGAAGACUGGGACGCAUGGCGAAGUGAGCGUGGUGCUAUAAUUCACACGGUGGACGUUUCAUCCAAGUUCGCCAAACUGGCCGAACAAAAUGUGAAGGGAUUCCGCCGUGGUAUAUACUCUGGAACUGUGGACUUCUAUGUUGGCGCGGUAGAGGAAUGGAUCAGUGCGCAAGUGGCCCGACGAACAAAGGACUCGCAAGCACUCAAGCCUUUCCUGUCCUAUGUUAUGCUAGACAUGCCAUCCGCACAUGAGCGAAUCCCACUGGUGAAGGAUUCCAUCAUGCGCGAUGGUAAGUUACUUGUCUUCGCCCCUAGCAUUACGCAGAUUGGAGACUGCGUAAGAACGAUUCACGGGAUGAACCGGCCUUUUGUCUUGGAACGAGUUGUUGAACUUGGGUCAGGAUUAACAAGUGGGCGAAACUGGGAUGUUCGUCUCACUGUGAAGAAGUCUGGCUCUGAUCCUUCGACUUGGGAAUCAGUGACUGAGGGCGAGGAAGGAACCCAAGGAGACGAAGCAUCGGAAUCUGAAGCCAUCACCAAUGUUGAAGCUAGUGUUGAAAGCUCAACUUUGAACCCGGCAUAUGAUGAAAAGAAUACUGUCAUGGUUUGCCGUCCAAAGGUUGGACUGCGUACCAUGGGUGGUGGUUUCAUCGGAGUCUGGCGCCGCAUUGAGGAUCAUCCGUAG